UACGGUUGUCUGAAGAUUUAGUAACAGUUCCACUCUCGUUUAGCCUCGGAUAUCCCUUGCAAGCUCCCCGUCAACGGUUCAUCACUACCUAUUUCCAAACAAGCUAGUUUGCCCCAGUCAUACCAACACAAUGGCCAGUCAACAAGCACCCAGCCAAUCCAAAUCAAUUGACGAGUAUCGAGCGUUAUACAAAACAUAUCUGGAACACUGCAACGCUCACAACUUUGAAGCGAUGAGAUCAUUCUACGCGUCCCCUCUUGUCGUCAACGACAAACCAAUAACCCCAGAAGAAGCAACGUCUUCCUUCCAACCCAUGAUCGACGCAUUUCCCGACUGGCACUGGAACCUGCGAAACCUCACCAUCGAAGGCGACUAUCUUUCCCUUCUUUUCAAAGUCACGGGAACUCACAAGGGGGACUUUCGAGGCUACAAAGCCACCGGCCGCAGAAUGGAGACGAAUCAAUUCACGCUGUACCAUGUCGUCGAUGGAAAAUUUGCCCAAGUCUGGGACCUGGUUGAUUUCGAUACCUUGAUUGCACAGAUCAAAUAGAGGAAUUAUAUGGCAGAUCGCUUUUAGUCAAGUUUGAACAAUGGUAUUCUUUGUUUCAGUUUUCCCG
This is a messenger RNA of Fusarium odoratissimum NRRL 54006, 617 nucleotides long. RefSeq names its product aspartyl-tRNA synthetase. The coding region runs from base 131 to 550 and encodes 139 amino acids. Gene Ontology annotation, biological process: polyketide metabolic process. NCBI's taxonomy places the organism in Eukaryota, Fungi, Ascomycota, Sordariomycetes, Hypocreales, Nectriaceae. The transcript has a single exon. The record is from RefSeq and is a predicted model, not a curated record.